AUGGAUUCCACAACCCGUGUCACUCAGGCCGUUGGGCUCACCUCGUCCAUCUUCCUGGCUGGUGUCAACAUCGGUGCUUCUCAUCUCACAGUGCCGCUUCUCUACGAGCAGCCCAUCUCUAUCAACACAGCCUUCUUCAAGGAUUUCUACACGCGAGGCGCUGUCACCUUGGUUCCACUUUCCAUCAUAUCGGCUUCAGCCUCAGCAUUUGCUGCAUAUCUCGUCCCCUCUCAGCGCACAAUUUGGGCUGCUGCCGCUGCCGCUACUAUAUCCCAGAUACCCUGGACUGGGCUCGUGAUGAUGGCGACCAACAACCGACUGAAUGCUAUUGCGGCUAGCAAGGAUGAACUAGAGAAGGCAAGCAAAGAGGAAGUAGUGGAGUUGCUGAAGCGUUGGCGAUGGAUGAAUAUUGUGCGAGGGUCUUUGGCUCUUGUGGGAGGAUUGACAGCUGUCUGGGCGGUGAUGAGUGAAUGA
Messenger RNA from Fusarium keratoplasticum, 474 nucleotides. RefSeq lists its product as uncharacterized. The transcript has a single exon. The record is from RefSeq and is a predicted model, not a curated record. Lineage: Eukaryota; Fungi; Ascomycota; Sordariomycetes; Hypocreales; Nectriaceae. The coding region runs from base 1 to 474 and encodes 157 amino acids.